AUGGAGUCUACAGGCUCACGGCGCAUCGUGGUCUGCUCGCCGUCUGCUCUCAGGUUUGAACUUCUUGAACGUCAAUUUCUUACCCUAGAAGAGCUGACCAUGAAUCCCGAAAUGAAGCAAAAGGUGGCUGCGGUGCUAACCGUAACAAGGGAAGUGUUCCACUGGGGCUUCAUUCCGGCAAUUCUGUAUUUAGGAUUCAAGAAGGGUGCAGAUCCAGGAAUGCCAGAGAUCAAUGUGCUCAGCUUGCUUUGGCAGUGAAGUGUCCUGGGUGUCUAAAAAUCACCUCUCACCUUACCAGUCACCAGCACGCUUCGAGUAGCAAGGACAAGACAUGCGAAUCGCCCCCCGCGCACCUCGGAAUUAUCCCACAGCGGCUAUGCUGUAAAUUGUAGUGCUUCACAGGUUUUCUGGAGGUUUCCAUGGGAAUGAGUUGUCUAAUGGGAGAGGUUGCUGGGUUUUCCUGGAAGUGUUAGAAUCCUUGGUCACUCGUGCUACUUUCAUCUCCGUUCACUGUUUGUCGACAUCCGUCAUCUCCCAGUUUGCCCCAGAACCUGUCUUGAAAUGUAAAAUUUUCUUAGGAAAGAAUAAAAAUAGCUUACACUAAACA
Messenger RNA from Ixodes scapularis (black-legged tick), 607 nucleotides. RefSeq names its product mitochondrial import receptor subunit TOM7 homolog (gene Tom7). The record is from RefSeq and is a predicted model, not a curated record. The coding region runs from base 1 to 258 and encodes 85 amino acids. Lineage: Eukaryota; Metazoa; Arthropoda; Arachnida; Ixodida; Ixodidae. Gene Ontology annotation, biological process: protein import into mitochondrial matrix. Gene Ontology annotation, cellular component: mitochondrial outer membrane translocase complex. The transcript has 4 exons.